UGGUUCGGUUCAGUUCGGGAAACAAGUUCUACCCGUCAACCAACCCCCCUUCCCCGAAAUUAGCCAAGUAUUAUUAGUUUUUGGUAAACUUUUAUUGUUUUAUCUUUGAGUUGUUCGAAGCGCAGAGGAGAGUUGUAGAUGAAGGGUUCUCUGUGGGACGGUGAAACCGGAGGAGGGAGGGAGGGGGUCGUCCUGUCCAGCCGGAGGAUCUGAUCCUGGAUCAGUUCGCCUCCUCGCUCAGACAGACGGCGGCUUCUUUAGGCUCAACUGACGGAUCCAGCGCGGAAAACUUCAUUCACUGCGGAGAAGUUUGGAUUCAUCUAAAAUACUUGUGCUAUUAUUUACUUUGUUUUUCUUUUAUAAAGAGCUGUUUAAUCUCAGUGAAUCAAAUUUAACUUCUCCAAACUCUAUCGAAGGAAACGUUUCCGUUUUUUUUGUUUUAAAAAUGGAUAAAUACGAGGAUUUGGGGCUCGAAGCGAGUAAGUUUAUCGAAGAUUUAAACAUGUAUGAAGCAUCCAGAGACGGUUUGUUUCGAAUGAGGAGGGAUGCGGGAAACAACCCGGACUUUGAAGAGACUCGGAGGGUCUUUGCCUCCAAAAUGACUAAAAUACACAUGCAGAAGCAGCAAGAGGAGAUGGCAAAAAGCAGCCAGGUCGUUAAAAUGAACGGUGGCCACCACAGCAGCGCUCACUACACCAAGGACAGACCGCCGAUCAACAGCUCCAGGCAGCCGGGAGAGACGGCGGCGAAGCCCCCGAUCCUGUCCGGACCGGUUCCUGGGAACCAGUACAUCCAUCCAGAACCACCGGCCAGCAGGGUUUAUAGCUACGGAAGUAAUUCUGACAACAAGGACCGCUUAGAGCCACCGUCCUCCAUUCAGCAUAACUCUUCUAUAGCAACUUGUGAAAGUACACCUAAUGCUUUGCACCCUGCGGCCCCCUCCAGAGAGAGCCAGCUUCCCUCAGGGACCCCCGCCUCCCAUCAGCGCCUGCAGGCAUCUCCAGCUGUCAGUCCAUCACCAGCAGCCCAUCAGAGCCCUCUGUGCUUUGCUGGGUCAGACAGGGCUUGGACUGCAGGAUCAGAUGCCCCCCCUACCUCACCUCUGAGCAGCUUCACAGGUGAAGCUGACCUCCAUCAUUACUUGACCUCCUCCAACCACGAUGAUCCUGCAGCCGCUUCAUUUCUCCCUGAAACAGCCCAGCCUAAAGCCCGGCUGACCUCUUCACCUCCGAAAAGUCAGGCUCCAAGUUGGAGCCAAACCUCCGCCGGGGUACCAGUUACCAGUGAUGGUCCUGUUGGUCCAUCGUCCCCUAAGGCGAUCCAGAUAGCAUCUCCUCAGACCUCGCUUCCACUGGAACAGGGACCAACUGCUGCUGAAAUCAAAUUAGAGGCGCUCACCAAGCAGCUGGAGAAAGAAAUGGAUGCACAACCAAAAUCGGACUACUUUGGACUUUGUGUGAAGUGUAACAAGGCGGUUUAUGGAGCCAACCAGGCCUGCCAGGCUAUGGGUAACCUCUACCACGACACCUGCUUCACCUGCAGUGCCUGCAGUCGAAGGCUCAGAGGGAAGGCUUUCUAUUACGUUGGAGGGAAGGUUUACUGUGAAGAGGACUUCCUGUAUUCUGGCUUCCAACAGUCUGCCGAUAAGUGUAACGCAUGUGGACAUCUGAUCAUGGACAUGAUCCUGCAGGCUCUGGGGAAGUCGUACCACCCCGGCUGUUUCCGCUGUGUGAUCUGUAACGAGAGCCUUGAUGGAGUUCCUUUCACUGUGGACACCGAAAAUAAAAUCUACUGUGUCAAAGACUACCACAGGGUUCUGGCUCCUAAAUGUGCCGCCUGUAACCAGCCCAUCCUGCCCUCAGAGGGCUCUGAUGAAACCAUUCGAGUCGUAUCCAUGGACAAAGAUUAUCAUGUUGAAUGCUACCACUGUGAGGACUGCAAGAUGGAGCUGAAUGAUGAAGAGGGUCACCGCUGCUACCCCCUGAACGGACACCUCCUCUGCCACUCCUGCCACCUGAAGCACAUCCAGCCUGGCUGUCCUCCUUCAGUCGCUGCCUCCACAUACUAACAGCUCCGUUAGUGGAGGGAGACACCUGCUGGAUCCGAGCAGGAGCUACAAAUCUCGGCAGCAGGAGUGGGCGUCUUCAAUUCUUGUUGUAGAGGAUUGACCGGUUUAUUAAGUCACUCUCCUGUGUUGUGUGUUUGGAUGGGAAUAUUAAUGAAGCAGGAUUUCAUGUAAGCAGGAAACAUAAAUGAAGCGUUGUGAUAUACCAAAGCUCUAUUUUGAAAACAGACUUUGCAAGCAGUGCCAUAUAAUUAUUUUUCCUAAAGAUAUCAAUAUGUUUGUCUUUGUAAAUAUUUUUUGAUCUACUAAUUUUCUAUUCGGAGUGUCUUCAGGUUCACAUCUGUGCCUCCAUAGCUUCUAGGGAAAGCUCAGUUUAAUUCAUCAAUAGUUCUCAUUUAGUUGAUUCUGUGAGGUUUUUUCUGGGUCGUGUUUUGAAAUUACUAUUAGGAAAAAAAAAUUCAAAAAUGUAAAGUUAAUUAUUUCUAUUUUUGCAGCAAUUUCUUGACAUUUAUGAUCAUUUUUAUCUACAUAUAAAGAUAUAUAGACCCAAUGACUUCUGAACACACCUGUUCCAGUGACUCCAAUCUCUCAAGUGCUUCCUAAUUCACAUCAAUACAGAUCUUCUUCUUUUAUAACUGAGGAACACAGCUUUAAAAUACCUGGUAGCAUUAUUUUCUCCUCUGUUAAACUAAGUCCCUCUCCUGGGUUUUCUAUGUAACAUUAGGCUGGCAGAUCCUGGUGUUUAUAUCCUGGGUCUGCUUUUCCUUAUUCACUCUUGACACAACAUUGUUUAAAUCAAACAAAUAGAAAACACAUUGAAUAAUUUAUACAUAGCCUGUGACCGAAUCAUAAAAAUGUGCUGGGCGGUUUGCAGAGUUUUGUCAUGUUUGAAUUUUACUAACUUAAUUCUGUUUUGUUUAUUGUCUUUAAAAACCUCGUGUCCAAACCAGCUGUUGGAUAGGAUGAAGAGCUGUCGGUUACUUUGAGCUGUUUAAAUAAUGUAAAGAUAUUUAAUAAAUUUUAAUAGACCUGCA
This is a messenger RNA of Cyprinodon tularosa, 3099 nucleotides long. RefSeq names its product Wilms tumor protein 1-interacting protein-like. Gene Ontology annotation, cellular component: transcription regulator complex; nucleus; adherens junction. The record is from RefSeq and is a predicted model, not a curated record. Gene Ontology annotation, molecular function: transcription corepressor activity. Lineage: Eukaryota; Metazoa; Chordata; Actinopteri; Cyprinodontiformes; Cyprinodontidae. Gene Ontology annotation, biological process: cytoskeleton organization; response to hypoxia; regulation of DNA-templated transcription. Bases 446 to 2068 code for a protein of 540 amino acids. The transcript has 8 exons.